CCCUUACCUGAGCAGCCUGUGGCUGAACAACCGCAUAAAGUGGAAGAAGAAAAUAAGGAGAAUACUCCUGCUAAUGAGAAAACUGGCAAUUAUUAUAAAGAUACGAAACAAUAUGUGUUUACAACGCAAAAUCCAAAUGGCACACAGUCUGAAAUAUCUGUGAGAGCAACAACUGACCUGAAGUUUUCUCUAAGAAACUAACCAACCCAGAGUCCAAAUGAGCCUGCAUUUUGGACAAUGUUAGCUAAAGCUAUAAAUGCAACCACCAGUGAGGACAACCAACGAGAUCAAUUUUUUCACCCAAUUCCAAACUCUGAUCUGAAUGCUACAGAUGAAGACAGCCUGGCAGAACUACAGGAAGCCAAAUUAAAGUUAAUGCUGGGCAUCUUGUUGAUGACCCUCUUCCUUUUUGUCAUCCUCUUGGCAAUCUGUAGUGCCGUGCUGUACAAAAUGAAGACAAUGAAAUAUAAAAAAGCUUGUCAGAGUGGUGAAUACUCUGUCAACCCAGAGCUGGCAACUGGUUCUUACUUUCAUCCAUCAGAAGGCGUAGCAGAUACAUCUUUUUCUAAGAUUGCUGAGAGCAGCACAUUUUGGGGCACCACUUCUUCAGAAUUAAGGAAAUCAGACACAAGUGCACACGAUUUUCGGAGCCAGAGGAGGUGACCUUGAGCAGUAGCCCAUGCUGCCCUCCGCGGGUUACUUUUGCCAUUUUCCAUGCCCUUUUGACAGCCCCGGGGGUCGGUGCCAGCGUUUGUGCUGCCACUUCAGGCACCGGGAAAUGUGGUGGGAACUGAGCGAGGCAGCUCGUUGCAGCAGCUUGGAGGUGCUCGGAGUGCAGCGGAGCCAUGUUGAAGCCAUGGGAACUGACCUGUUAGUCAACAAUUCCCUGCGUCUAAGGCUGGG
Balaenoptera musculus (blue whale) is the source of this 903-nucleotide messenger RNA. RefSeq names its product equatorin (gene EQTN). Gene Ontology annotation, biological process: fusion of sperm to egg plasma membrane involved in single fertilization; endocytosis; acrosomal vesicle exocytosis. The annotation marks the transcript as partial. The transcript is spliced from 8 exons. The record is from RefSeq and is a predicted model, not a curated record. Gene Ontology annotation, cellular component: plasma membrane. NCBI's taxonomy places the organism in Eukaryota, Metazoa, Chordata, Mammalia, Artiodactyla, Balaenopteridae.